Molecule: messenger RNA, 945 nt
Organism: Papilio xuthus (Asian swallowtail)
Lineage: Eukaryota; Metazoa; Arthropoda; Insecta; Lepidoptera; Papilionidae
Product: trypsin theta-like
Exons: 1
Coding region: 53-928 (291 amino acids)
Biological process (GO): proteolysis
Molecular function (GO): serine-type endopeptidase activity
Source: RefSeq, a predicted model, not a curated record
AAAUUUAUGUUUGGUGAAAAAUGUCCAUUUAUAUAUACAAUAUAAAUCGAUUAUGUUAUUAAUUUUACAAACAAUUAUCCAAAUAUACAUAUGGCUAGUCAUUGUUCCGAGAAUGGUUGCACUAGAAGAUCCAAAAGAUUGGAAGACAAUAGAAAUGGUAGCGGAGGAACAUCCUUACGUUGUCGCCUUGCUGGACGGCGCGCUAUUCUACAUGUGUACUGGCACUAUUAUAAAUGAUCGCACCGUGUUAACCUCUGGUAAAUGUCUUAAAAACGACUUAAAAUAUGUCGCAGUAACCAUCGCGGCUUUCGACAGAAUCUCAGUAAACAGUAAUGUCUUCACGAUCGCUUUUAAAAGAAGACACGGCGAAUACUCCUUCCAAUUAAAACCGAACUCCGACAGUGAUGCAAUCAAAAUGCAAAAUAAUAUCGGUCUCGUACUGACUGUGAAACCUCUACUUGAGUCGUUGGUGAGCCGGCCACGGAUCGGUAAUUUGAACUAUAAGAAGUUAAAGAAAGCCGCAUUGGUUGCUGUCGGUUUCGGGAAGAUAAAUAGACGAGUGAUAGCCAUACAGAAGCAAAUAUACCAAAAGGUGUCUUGUAUAAAUUCAAAUUGGAACAAUUGUGUUUGUGGAAUAGAGGAGGAUUCCAAUUUGAGAACUUAUGUGGAUCAAUUCGGUGAGGGAGGACCGGUGCUGUUGGGCUCGGUAGUAGUUGGAAUAGUAUCGUUUCCAUGUGCCUCAAUGUCUGUAUCGUCUGUGGCCACGUACAAUGUAUUCACUGUCAUCGGACCCUAUGAAUAUUGGAUCAAUAACGCUUAUGAGUCACCUAUGAGAUUCAUAUCACAAGAAGCUCAAAUAUCCAGUUUUCAAAAAAGAGUGGAACCGAAUUAUUUAUAUUUAUAUUUACUAAUUUUGCAAAUGUUUUGAUGAUUUUUUUCUUAUGU